Wasmannia auropunctata (little fire ant) is the source of this 744-nucleotide messenger RNA. RefSeq names its product 60S ribosomal protein L9 (gene RpL9). Gene Ontology annotation, cellular component: cytosolic large ribosomal subunit; ribosome. The record is from RefSeq and is a predicted model, not a curated record. The transcript is spliced from 4 exons. Gene Ontology annotation, biological process: cytoplasmic translation. NCBI's taxonomy places the organism in Eukaryota, Metazoa, Arthropoda, Insecta, Hymenoptera, Formicidae. The coding region runs from base 147 to 719 and encodes 190 amino acids. Gene Ontology annotation, molecular function: structural constituent of ribosome; rRNA binding.
UAUUUUAUAGAAUCCGCAGCGAUCCGCCGUUGUAUCGAAUGCGAUAAUUCGACGUUAUAUGUUUUUCGAAUUAUUGCUUUUUGUGCUCCCGUUGUGAAAUAUUAUUUUUUUUCUUUUGUAAAACUCAAAGUGUCUAGCGAACGAGAAUGAAACAAAUCGUCACUAAUCAAACGGUUAAAAUCCCAGAGGGAUUGACUGUUACAGUCAAGUCCCGUCUGGUAACGGUGAAAGGACCGAGAGGUGUAUUGAAACGAUCCUUCAAACACCUCGCACUAGAUAUUCGUAUGGUCAGCCCGAGGUUAUUGAAGGUGGAAAAAUGGUUUGGUACGAAAAAGGAGCUAGCUGCUGUUCGUACCGUAUGCUCGCACAUCGAGAAUAUGCUUAAAGGUGUGACGAAGGGCUACCAGUAUAAAAUGCGAGCUGUGUACGCUCACUUUCCCAUCAACUGUGUCACUACGGAGAACAACACAGUUAUAGAAAUUCGAAACUUCCUGGGCGAGAAAUACAUACGUCGUGUCAAGAUGGCAUCGGGCGUGACUGUUGCAAAUUCUGGCAAGCAAAAAGAUGAAUUGAUUAUAGAAGGAAAUUCCUUAGAAGAUGUAUCUCGUUCAGCUGCUCUCAUUCAACAGUCAACCACAGUGAAGAACAAGGAUAUUAGAAAGUUUUUGGAUGGACUUUAUGUGUCUGAAAAAACAACAGUUGUACAAGAUGAUGAAUAAAUUUUUUUAACGUAUGACUGAAUAA